Rhizoctonia solani is the source of this 738-nucleotide messenger RNA. Its product is annotated as mitotic spindle assembly checkpoint protein MAD2B. The coding region runs from base 1 to 738 and encodes 245 amino acids. The record is from RefSeq and is a predicted model, not a curated record. NCBI's taxonomy places the organism in Eukaryota, Fungi, Basidiomycota, Agaricomycetes, Cantharellales, Ceratobasidiaceae. The transcript has 8 exons. Gene Ontology annotation, cellular component: zeta DNA polymerase complex.
AUGGACCAGUCCAAGUCCAAGUCCAAGGCCGCAGUUGACCAUUCCGGCGAAAGAGGGCUCACCUUCAAUCAAACCGUUAGAGAACUUGUUGAAUUUUUAGAAGUUGCAAUUCAUACGAUUCUUUUCAUUCGAGGUGUCUAUCCUCCCGAUUUAUUUGUUCGUCGGCGAAAGUGGGACGCACCGGUUUAUCAGUCGCGCCACCCCGCGUUGAACGAGUAUAUUGCGGGCGCAGUGGCCGCAGUUCGCGAUGAGCUUCUAUUGGGUACAGUAGACAAGAUGGUCAUGGUUAUCAAAAGCGGUCAAGACAUAGCACUAGAAAGGUACAUCUUUUCGUUACAGACGGUGGUCCAGCCCGGCCCGUCCGAGAUGAGUAGAUGGAACAAAGACAUGGUAGUUCAAAAUUCGUUGCCGUUUCUCGCGUUGCCCCAGCAUUUUCGUUCGUUUCUGGUAAAGUUAAGUUUAGUAGAGGCCCAAUUGGGCGACCUGCCAUCAGAUGAAGACAUGUCAUUUGGUAUCUUUCUUGAGCUUCAAGAUGGUGUUAGCCCGUCCGCUUGUACAGGCUCCGACCCCCCACCAUGGAUCGCGGCCUAUCCACAGCACACCUCGGCUGGAACUUCUGACGAUGCCGAAUUACGCGUUAUACGGGCCCUUGAGACGGGCCUGGCACUGGUUGUUCAAGAGUCUGGUGAGAAACUGAGCAGGAUCAGUAAAGCGGCUGGAAAGAAGGCCCUGAAAUGA